This is a messenger RNA of Lactuca virosa, 619 nucleotides long. The record is from the annotation of a GenBank genome assembly. NCBI's taxonomy places the organism in Eukaryota, Viridiplantae, Streptophyta, Magnoliopsida, Asterales, Asteraceae.
AUGGAUGAGGUGGCUACAUCGGAGUUCUUUCACGCUCCGACUGCUGCAGCGGCCUCCUCUCAGCUCCACCGUCUUCUCCGGCCGUUUCUACUAGAAAUAACAAGAUAUGGUGAUUCCUCCACCAGUGAAGGCUCAAAGGAUCACAAACUAUCUAAAACCGUAUCUUUUAAAGAUGCAUUUUUCAAACAAAUACGUAAGUGCACAGGUGAUCCAUGCACCAACUGCCACCGUAGCCUCUGCCGCCAGCUCACAGGAGAAGGCACUCCGGGAAGCAUGGAACAAAUGCCAGCAAAGCACCAGAGAUGUGGCGGCUGCCGCCAAGAUAGGGAAGCUUUUAGGUGAGAGGUUGCUGCUUAAAGAUAUUCCGGCGGUUUCUGUGGUGUAUAAAAAAGAGCAAAGAUACCAUGGAAAAGUUAGAGCUGUUAUUGAUUCUUUAAGGGAAGCAGGUGUCAAGUUGCUUUAAGGUUUUUUUUUUUUUUAAUAACAUUUGUUUGGUCAUAAGCUGUUUUCCUUGUAAUUGGAAAAGAAAUUGUGGUUUUGUAUGAGAAUUAGGGGGACAUUUUGCUUGUGGAAUGUUUUUUGAAUGAAGGGGAUUUGCCUAAUGAAAUAUAAUUAAAAG